Molecule: messenger RNA, 3019 nt
Organism: Hippocampus comes (tiger tail seahorse)
Lineage: Eukaryota; Metazoa; Chordata; Actinopteri; Syngnathiformes; Syngnathidae
Gene: mapk15
Product: mitogen-activated protein kinase 15
Exons: 14
Coding region: 499-2229 (576 amino acids)
Biological process (GO): protein phosphorylation
Molecular function (GO): ATP binding; MAP kinase activity
Source: RefSeq, a predicted model, not a curated record
UUGGCCGGCUGCCGGCCCUUUAAGCAACACGCGCUCCCGCCCCCGGUUUCCACGACGACAAGUUGAGACAAAACUCACUUCCCAGGCUCCCACCACCCGCACCACGACCCCGACUCGACGCGACGCGCCACACGGCCGAGCGGCAACCAUGUUGCGGUCAAGCUGCUCUAAACUGACGGCAAGAAGGGCUGCUAAACUUUAAAAUGGCUGUUUAGCGUCGGAUGUAAAAUGGCUCCACCUGCUUGGCUCUUCCUCCGUGGCCGACUUCGCUUAACGGGACUUACCAACCACUUCAAGCUACUAAACAGCCACUAAAGCGACCAAGUGACGCACGAUACACUCAAAUAACAUGUUCAUGGCGUGGAAAGAAGUAAAAUAACGACUGUUGACUGGAGAAUCAUCAGCACUUCCGGUUCGCCACGACUACUUUGCAGUCUUGCGUGUGUCGUCCGACUUUUUGAGGCGCCGUCGUGUAAGGAAAGUGUGGCGGUGUUCAAAAUGAGCAAAAGUUCGAAAUCCGGCAGCAUGCCUGAAGUUGAAGAACACAUAUCCACGAAAUACGAGAUAAGGAAAAGACUUGGCAAAGGGGCGUAUGGCAUCGUUUGGAAGGCGGUGGACAGGCAAACGGGCGAGAUCGUGGCGGUGAAGAAGAUUUUCGACGCCUUCAGGAACAAGACAGACGCUCAGCGGACCUUUCGAGAAGUCAUGUUCCUGCAGGAAUUUGGCGAUCAUCCCAAUGUGGUCAAACUCCAAAAUGUUAUCCAGGCACAAAAUGACAAAGACAUUUAUCUGAUCUUUGAGUACAUGGACAGCGACCUGCAUGCGGUGAUAAAGAAAGGAACGCUAUUGAAGGACAUUCACAAGCGUUAUGUCAUGUACCAGCUGCUCAAGGCGGUCAAAUAUCUGCAUUCGGGUAACGUCAUCCACCGGGACCAAAAGCCUUCCAACGUGUUGGUGGACUCGGACUGUGUGGUCAAGCUGUGCGACUUUGGCCUGGCCCGAUCCCUCAGCCAGGAUCAAGAGGACAGCGGCAACCCGGCGCUGACGGAGUACGUGGCGACCAGGUGGUACCGGGCUCCCGAGAUCUUGCUGGGGUCUACCAGGUACACAAAGGGCGUGGACAUGUGGAGCCUGGGCUGUAUCCUGGGAGAGAUGUUGCUGGGAAGGGCCUUGUUCCCCGGUACGUCCACCAUCAAUCAGAUCGAGAAGAUCAUGAGUGCCAUACCGCACCCAUGUCCAGAAGAUGUCCUCGCCGUCAAGUCUGAAAUUGGGUCGUCGGUCAUUCAGAGAAUAUUGCAAAGGCCGCAGGUUCUUUUGGAGGACCUCCUGCAGUCGUUGGCGCCCCCCGAUGCCCUGGACCUCCUGAAGGGUUUGCUGGUCUUCAACCCCGACAAGAGGUUGACUGCGGAAAACGCCCUCCAGCAUCCUUAUGUAGCCAGGUUCCACAAUCCGGGCAAGGAGCUAUCUCUCCACUACGACGUUGUUCUGCCGCUGGACGACGACGUGCAGUUAUCGGUGGAGCAGUACCGCAACAAACUCUACGAGAUGAUUCGAGACAGGAAAAGCCAUCAGGGCUUGCUCCGACUCAUCCACCCCAAAGAGGCCGUGACCGGCACGGAUAAACUUGGCCAGAAAGACAGAGGGGACGAAAACCAGGACGCAACGACCAAAAGUCAAAGUCCCCCAAAGGCAGAGAACACAUCACCGCCUCCUCCUGUGGACAAGAUGGCACCUUCAGAGAAUCCCCUCGCGGGCAGAUGCACUUAUAACCCCAUCACACACGCGCCAAAUGGGUUUAUUCAUCCAACCGCAGCUGGCAUGAGAGCAGCAAGACAGAGAAGCGGCAGUGCCACCUCGUCACCAACAGAGGGCGCCACAGCCAACACUUCCAUGGACCAGAUUAUCCAGCGCGGUCGCUCAGCUCCGGCGCACCUCAACCACACCUUCUCACUGACGCUCGCUCAUACUCAGAACAACCCGCUGGUACGCAAGACCGACUCGCCUCCGGGACUGAGCAUCACUAACACUAACCCGAACCACCGCUCGAGCUCUCGGGCCCGUGAUGAGCGACCGGCACCACGCUUCAGCAAAAAGGUCUUCCAGAACAACUGCAAUGUGCCGGCGGCGGGCGACCCCCGCGCCAAGUUGGGCAGCUACUGCCAGGCGUAUGGAACUAUCAGCAAAACGGAGCUGGACAACCUGCUUCAGGCGCGAGCAUACAACCAGUAGCGCGUUGUGCCCUCACCAAGCUAUGAGGUGGAGAUAAAAACAACACAAACAUCGGCGACAUCAAAGAGCUCUUACAUGAAGAGAUUCUGCUUAUUAGCUGUGACAACCAAAUAUACUGGUGUUACUUCAAGGUUCUGCAAGGAAUAAUGUGUGGGAAGACAAUUUCUGAUCGAUGGGCUUUCAUGAAAAAAGAAGAUGGUAUCUGCAUGAGGGGUUUGCGGGAGAAGAGAAGAGAACGUUUAGCCAUUGUUUGUGAAAUGGGAAGAAAAUGUCAGUCUUCUUUUCUGAGAAGAGUAUCAAUUCUGGGCAACGUGUGUUGAGAGGAGAGAAGGCAAUAUCCUGCACCUGAGCAUUUGUCAUUACAGAAGCUCAUAGUUCCUUAUUGUUCUUUUAUGAGAAGAGACGACAAUCCUUGUCAGGGGGCCUUUGUGAGAGGAAAAGACAAUUUCUUGUCAAUGGGCUUCAGUGAGAAGAAAAUAUCUGGGCGUUUUUAGUACGGUACCCAAUUUCUUCUCAAUUUACGUUUGGAAGAAGAGAAGACAAUCUUGCUCAAUGGGGCUUUUGUGAGGAGAGAAGACAAUUGCCACUCCCAAUUUUCUUUCAUGAGAAGCAAAGACUAUUCCUCUUCAAUCCAUCAUGAGAAGUAAAGGCAACCUCUGAUCAAUUGGCAUUUUGAAAACAAUUUUUCAUCAGUUGACUUAUGAGAAGACCUUUUACUGGCUAAGUAAAACUUCAAGAGGGCUCAAUCGCCUGUACUCUUAAUAAAAGCUUUAUGAUGGUGACAGCUUAA